AGCUGCUGGCGGAGGUGCCGCUGGGCGCUGGGGGGCCUGGGGCAGGCGAUGGACGAGCCACGCUCGCCGGCGCCGCGGGCCGACGCCCCCGGAGCCGGGGGGGAGGGGAAGCUGGCGACGCGGGGCCGCCGCCAAAGCUCGCCGGACUCCGUCUCCAACUCGCGACGCAACGAGCGGGAGAGGAACCGGGUGAAGAUGGUCAACUUGGGCUUCAACAACCUGCAGCGCCACGUGCCGCAGGGCGGGGCAGCGGGCAAGAGGAUGAGCAAGGUGGACACCCUGCGCUCGGCCGUCGAUUACAUCCGCCGGCUGGAGGUCCUGCUGAGGGAGCAGGGAGCCGGGGGCAAGCAGCGCCCUCCCUCCUCCACCACCGGCUCAGUCACCGCUUCCCCAUCCCCCACCUCCUCCUGCGGGGACACCUCCACUGAUUCCAUCUCCUCCGAGCACGACUUCACCGCCUGCAAGGGAUGGCUGGGCAUCGAGUGAGCAGGAAUUCAAGUCAAUUCAUGCUCACUCCAAGGGGAGUCCCUGGGCUAUUUAUCCUGUUUUCGUCUGGUGAAAGAAAUCUCUACUUCAUGAGAACUUUGGUUGGAAAAAGAAACAGAACAUUAAUAUCUCCAUAUGUUUCUAUCUUGGAACUGUGAGACCAUCGGCAAGAGAUCUCUCCAAGGCUGGGACAUUGAAGAAGAUAUUAUUUAUGUUGUACAUAUUGUAAAUAGAAAAGGUUUUGUUGAGAUAACUUGUGAAGGUGAGGCAUGUGAUUGAUUUAAAGAUAGACACAAAGUGUUGGAGUAACUCAGCGGGUCAGGCAGCAUCUUUUAGUUCCGUUUAGUUUGGAGAUACAGCGCGGAAACAGGCCCUUCGGCCCACCGACCAGCAAUCCCCCCGCACAUUAACACUGCCCUGCACACACUAGGGGACAAUUUACACAUACACCAAGCCAAUCAGCCUGAGGGUUGCAGCGCCGGAGACCCGGUUCGAUUCUGACCACGGGUGCUGUCUGUACGGAGUUUGCACAUUCGCCCCGUGACCUGCGUGGGUUUUCUCCGGGUGCUCCGGUUUCCUCCCACACUCCAAAGACGUGCAGGUUUGUCGGUUAAUUGGCCUCGGUAACUUGUCCCCAGUGCGUGUAGGAUAGAAACAUAGAAACAUAGACAAUAGGUGCAGGAGUAGGCCAUUCGGCCCUUCGAGCCUGCACCGCCAUUCAAUAUGAUCAUGGCUGAUCAUCCAACUCAGUAUCCCGUACCUGCCUUCUCUCCAUAGUGCUACAUAGGAUAGUGCUAGUGUGUAGAGUUCGGUGGCCGGUGCAGGCUCGAUGGGCUUGUUUCUGCACUGUAUCUCUAAACUCUAGACGAAACUUAGCUGCCCCAUCACUGACAGUUGUGCUUUCAGCUGCCGAGGCCCCGAGCCCUGGAAUAACUCCUCCCUCAAACCUGAGCUCCCGGAGAAAACCCACGUAGGUCAUGGGGAGAACGUACAAACUCCGUACAGGCGGCAGCCGUGGUCAGGAUCGAAUCUGGGUCACCGGCGCUGUGAGGCAGCAACUCUACCGCUAUGCCACUCUGCAGAGAAUCCUGCCUGACCCGCUGAGUUACUCCAGCACAUUGCCUUAUUUUCUCCUCAUUUGGGAAUGGCGCAUAUGGUAUAUGUAAAUAUAUAAAUAAGUGUAAUACGUGUUUGAUGCAGUUAUAUGUUGGGCAACAGCAAGCAUUGUCGUUGUUGGCAGGCUUCAAUAAAGGAGUUAUAUGUGCUGAACCUCUCCUUGUAUCCCAGGGUUUGUUUCAAGCAGAUUCAAGCAGUGCAGGACAGAACUAUAGCCACGUUUAGUUUAGCUUUAGAGAUACAGCGCGGAAACAGGCCCUUCGGCCCACCGGUUCCGUGCCGACCAGCGAUCCCCGCACACCAACACUAUCCUGCACCCACUCAGGACAAUUUUUACAUUUACCGAGCCAAUUAACCUGGAAACCUGUACGGGCCACAGUCUUGGAAUAAAGGGGAGGCCAUUUAAGACUGAGGUGAGAAAAAACCUUUUUCACCCAGAGAGUUGUGAAUUUGUGGAAUUCCCUGCCACAGAGGGCAGUGGAGGCCAAAUCGCUGGAUGGAUUUAAGAGCGAGUUAGAUAGAGCUCUAGGGGGCUAGUGGAGUCAAGGGAUAUGGGGAGAAGGCAGGCACGGUUUAUUGAUAGGGGACGAUCAGCCAUGAUCACAAUGAAUGGCGAUGCUGGCUUGAAGGGCCGAAUGGCCUCCUCCUGCACCUAUUUUCAAUGUUUCUAUGUCUUUGGAGUGUUGGAGGAUACUGAAGAUCUCGGAGGAAACCAGCGCAGAACGUACACACUCUGUACAGACAGCACCCGUAGUCGGGAUCGAACCCGGGUCUCCGGUACUGCAUUCGCUGUAAGGCAGCGACUCUACCGCUGCGCCACCGUGACUGCCCAACGUUGCACGGCAAACGUGCAAACUCCACACACACAGACAGCACCGGAUGUCAGGAUAGAACCGGGGGUCACUGGAGAUGUCGGUUUACAUCGAAGAUAGACACAGAGUGCUGGAGUAACUCAGCGGGUCAGGCAGCACCUCUGGAGAGAAGGAAUGGGCGACGUUUCGGGUCGAGACCCUUCUUCAGACUUAGAGUCAGAACAAAGGGAAAUAUAUAUAGACGGUGAUGUAGAGAGAUAUAGAACAAAGUGCCUCGACCCGAAACAUCAUCCAUCCCUUUUCUCUAGAGAUGUUGCUUGGGAGCGUGAGGGGAAACCGAAGAUCGCGGGAAAGAAAUCCACGCAGGUCACGGAGAGAACGUGCAAACUCCGUACGGGCAAGCACCUGUGGCCAGGAUCGAAGCCGGGUGCUGCGCCAUCGUGCCGCGCCCACUCGUUCUCCGAGUGAGAAUGAAUCGUUCUCCAGAGAUGCCGCCUGACCCGCUGAGUAAAGGGCCGGUCCCCAUUGGCGUUUUUGCCGGCGUCAUAUCAGGGUCGCCAAAAGAUUUUUAACAUUUCAAAAUCCAGCGGCGACCAAAAAAAAUGUUGCGACACUUGAAAAAACACCGCGCGUCAUGCAUCGUCAUGCCGCGUCAUGCAUCGUCAUGCCACGUCAUACAUCGUCAUGCCACAUCAUACAUCGUCAUGCCACAUCAUACAUCGUCACGCCACGUCAUACAUCGUCAUGCCGUGUCAUACAUCGUCAUGCCGCGUCAUGCCACUUCAUACAUCGUCAUGCCACGUCAUACAUUGUCACGCCGCAUCAUGCAUCGUCAUGCCACGUCAUACAUUGUCAUGCCAAGUCAUACAUCAUCAUGCCAUGUCAUACAUCGUCAUGCCACGUCAUACAUAAUCACGCUGUGUCAUGCAUCGUCAUGCUGCAUCAUCAUGCCAUGUCAUACAUCGUCAUGCCACGUCAUACAUUGUCAUGCCGCAUCAUACAUAAUCACGCCGUGUCAUAUGUCAUCACGCCGCGCAGUUUUCGGUGACAUUAUACCGCAGUCAAUGAUGCCGCUGUUGCCGAAAGAAUCAGCAAGUGGGACAGGCCCUUUACUCCAGCACUUUGUGCCGUCUGGUUUGUGUACAAAUCCAAGUUGGGUUUUAUUCUCUCCCCAUCGCUGUUGAUCUGUCCUGUUCAGAUUUUAAACUGACAAUAGGAAGGCGGUGGCGCUCACCGCGGGCGAAUCCUGGGAACUGUGAAGUACACCAAACAAACAGGACAUGCAGGAUCCUCCCCACAGUUAAUAGGAUUUCCUGCUUGACUUGGCUUGGCUUCUCUAAAGCAAUUAGAGAGUAACAAUAAAGACUUUGGGUGGGAUAGAGGGCUUUCUAUGCCAAUAUCAUGACAACAUUGCUGGAGGCAGCACCGUGCAGGAAACAGCAGAGUGUUUACCGCCCCAUACAUCAGCGAGUAUCAGUAGGGUUAAAGAUCUGUCCCACUUUCACGAGUAAUUCACGAAUUAUCCCGAGUUAUCCCCCUGAUUCAAACUCGCAGAAUGUUCGUAACGAGUCCGUAGGAGUCCGUAGAUAUAUCGUAGCGGCUCGUUAUGCCAGCCGUAGGUACUCGUGGCAUCAGGUAAAGUCGGGACUAUUUUCCAGCCUGAUAACUAAAUGUCCACGAGUAAAAAAAUGGUGGGGAUGAAAGAAAUUGCAACUUUUUACUCGUAAGGAGGGCAUCGGAAUAGUCGUGGGAAUUGGUCGACACACUCGUAGGAGUUCGUGAACAUAGUCGUGGAAGGUCGUAGGAGUUUGUAGAUUGCCACGAUCUUGAUUUUUUUUUAGGUCCUUUAAACUCGGCAGA
Leucoraja erinaceus (little skate) is the source of this 4274-nucleotide messenger RNA. RefSeq names its product achaete-scute homolog 2-like. Gene Ontology annotation, molecular function: protein dimerization activity; DNA-binding transcription factor activity, RNA polymerase II-specific; RNA polymerase II transcription regulatory region sequence-specific DNA binding. Lineage: Eukaryota; Metazoa; Chordata; Chondrichthyes; Rajiformes; Rajidae. The transcript is spliced from 2 exons. The coding region runs from base 49 to 486 and encodes 145 amino acids. The record is from RefSeq and is a predicted model, not a curated record. Gene Ontology annotation, biological process: regulation of transcription by RNA polymerase II; developmental process.